Messenger RNA from Penicillium atrosanguineum, 771 nucleotides. Its product is annotated as DUF924 family protein. NCBI's taxonomy places the organism in Eukaryota, Fungi, Ascomycota, Eurotiomycetes, Eurotiales, Aspergillaceae. The record is from RefSeq and is a predicted model, not a curated record. Bases 1 to 771 code for a protein of 256 amino acids. Gene Ontology annotation, molecular function: protein binding. The transcript has 2 exons.
AUGGACAGUGUAUCUACCGGUCUAAAGCAGACCCUCACCCCUGCCCUCUUGGAGAAUGUCCGCAACUUCUGGUUCAACCACCUCAUCAGCGAAGAUGCAUUAAUUCUCCCGGGUCGACCCGAGAUGAUGCGCUGGUUCAUGCGCGAUUCUGACUUCGACAAAGCCUGCGUUACCCAAUUCCAGACGGCUUUAGAGAAAAUCAUCUCAUCCGGUGCAUCGGCCACAGAAAUCCUGGAUGCAAUUGACAAAUCAUCACCAUUGAACUGGCUUAGCAUCCUUCUGCUCCUGGACCAGGUCUCCCGAAACUGCUACCGCGGCGACGAAUCCAAGCUGGUUUUCGGCCAUUUUGAUCCUCUCGCAAAGGAAAUUGCUGUUCGUGCGAUAGACACCGGCAUUUUGACUCAGGAUCCACAUCUUAGAUACCGACUUUCCUAUCGAAUCUGGUUCCACAUGCCUCUGAUGCACUCAGAGAACCUUGCUGUCCACGAGAAGGCGGUUCAGGUGCUUGACGAUACCGCAAAGGAUAUAAACGACUUAAUUGAUAGCGAUGUGUCUACUUUAGACGAUGAUGAGAAGAGGUGUCAUGAUGUUUUGUCGAGCCAGAAGGAAGCACUUGAUAUGUUUUUGAAGAAUACCUCCGACUUUGAGAAGAAACAUAAGGAUAUCAUUGAGCAGUUUGGAAGGUAUCCCCACCGGAAUGCGCCUCUUGGUAGGAUUUCGACUGUUGAGGAGAUUGAGUACUUGGAGAAAGGUGGCGAGGCAUUUACAUAA